Molecule: messenger RNA, 339 nt
Organism: Racocetra persica
Lineage: Eukaryota; Fungi; Glomeromycota; Glomeromycetes; Diversisporales; Gigasporaceae
Source: the annotation of a GenBank genome assembly
AUGGAGAAUGAGAAUAGUUUGAUGUCAUUAAUUGAAAUGAUUGUAGAAAUGGUUACGAAGGAGGUUGUGAAAAAUUUAAAGGAGGUGAGAUUUAAACAAUGGAAAAAUAGAAGAUCACGCCUAUGUUAUAAAUGUCGAAAGGUGGGCCAUAUUGCUCGUUUUUGUCUACAACAAACCCGUAGUGGUGAUUCAAGAGAUGAUAAAAUCGAUGAGUAUUAUGUACGACAUGUAAUGAAAACAUCAGAAAAGGACGAUAAUGAAUUAAAACGUACUAUAAAAGAACAAGUGAUGAGAUCACCUUCGAAAGGAGAUAUUGGGAUUGAUGGAUUCAAUGGUGUU